AUGCAUUUCACGAUGGAGAAUGGCAGUUUCGCAUUGUGUGCGAUAUUUCUUGAACUUGCUUUAUGUUGGGCAUUUGCGAUGUUUGUUGAUUAUACUGGAGAAUCCAUUGGAAUUGUCGUAGAAAACGAUCCUGAUCGCGUUCGUGGAACUCAUCCUCGAAAUCAUCUUUCAUCUGUUUACUACUACAUGUUCCAGGAUGUUCACUUGACGAUGGUCGUUGGGUUUGGUUUCCUCGGAACUUUUUUAAAACGAUAUGGUUACAGUUCUGCCGUUCCCAACUUGUUGAUCGCUGCGGUUACCCUCCAAUGGGCGACUCUGUGCCAAGGAUUUUUCCAGAUGCAACGAGGGAAAAUACACGUUAGCAUUACCAACUUAUUGCAUGCUGAUUUUGCCACAUUAACCACUUUCAUUUCAUUUGGAGCUGUUCUUGAAUUGACCACACCAAUUCAGCUAAUAGUUAUGGUCAUCUGCGAAGUAUUCAUUUUCGCUGCUAAUGAAUAUAUAAGUCUUGAUAUCCUAAAGAUUUCCGAUGUUGGAGUUUCUAUGUUGGUUCACGUUUUUGGAGCUUACUUUGGCCUGAUGGUGAGCUGUGUCUUGCGUAAUAACAGGCCGGAAAAAGAGAGCGUUUGCAUCACCCUUCCUACUCCGGAUCUUUUCUCUGUGAUGGGAACAAUAUUUCUCUGGCUAUUUUGGCCCACACUAAAUGCUAGUUUAGCUCAAGGCGAUGCCCAGCACAGAGCUGUUAUUAACACAUACUACUCUUUAGCAGCUAGUGCAGUUGUGACUUUGGCCAUCGGUCUCAGUUCUUUUGUGGACAAAAAACAACAGUUUUUCACGGUACAUAUUCAAAACUCAGCGUUAGCAGGAGGGGUUGCCAUUGGAACGGCUGCAGACAUGAUGAUUCAUCCGUUUGGUGCAAUCAUCGUAGGAAGUGUCGCUGGACUAGUUUCAAUACUAGGGAUGGUGUACUUAACUCCAGGAAUUAAUCGAAAAUUUGGAAUACGCGAUCCUUGUGGUAUUCAUAACCUCCAUGGUCUGUCCGGAUUAAUUGCCGCUUUCGUUGGUGCUAUUGCGGCUGCCCUAGCAACUGAAAAAAAUUACAAUUACAGUCUCUACCGGCAAUUUCCUGCUAGGACAGCAAUGGGUAAAACUUUAGACUACUGGGAUAUCCAAUAUCAUGUGGAAAACGUGCAACCAGGACUCGGUCGUUCGGCAUUAGGCCAAGGAGCUUACCAAAUUGCUGCCCUAGGAACCACUUUAGCAUUUGCUCUCGUCGGAGGACUCAUCACUGGACUUAUCCUCCAGUUACCUUUUUUUAACCAGGCAGGGAGGAAUGCUUUCACUGAUGACGAAUCGUAAACUCGUGAUUACGUUUCGUUUUGUUCCAAAAAUUAAUGGAUAUGUAAAGAAACGGAU
Daphnia carinata is the source of this 1416-nucleotide messenger RNA. Its product is annotated as ammonium transporter Rh type B-like. The coding region runs from base 1 to 1359 and encodes 452 amino acids. Gene Ontology annotation, molecular function: ammonium channel activity. Gene Ontology annotation, biological process: ammonium transmembrane transport; ammonium homeostasis. NCBI's taxonomy places the organism in Eukaryota, Metazoa, Arthropoda, Branchiopoda, Diplostraca, Daphniidae. The record is from RefSeq and is a predicted model, not a curated record. The transcript is spliced from 9 exons. Gene Ontology annotation, cellular component: plasma membrane.